AUGGAAUUUACAAGUUUAAUUGUUCCUCUCACGACAAAUAUGUGUCGGACAUGUUUAGUAGAGUUCGAUUCAAAUGACGACACCAUGUUUAUGAAAAUACAGGAUCUCAUUGAACAUGAGAACAUAAAGAUCAAAUUAAUUGAUAUAUUGGUUUUUCUCAAUUGCUUGGAGCAUAAUGAUGAAGAAAAUUGGCCUCAAGGUAUAUGCUCUACAUGUGUAGCUACAGCUAUAAUGGCUUAUGGUUUUAAGCUCAACUGUUUGAAAGCUAAUGCUACUCUCACCCAAAUUCUAACUAUACAACCUCAACUUCCACUGAGUUCUGAUUUAGAUAAUAUUGACAUAAAUGUUGUUUAUCAAGACCAUGAAUAUGAGCUACCAUUUUUUACCAGUCAGUCGGUUUUAGAUUUUGAGUCCAGCUUGCCUGUAAAUAAAGAACUGACUCCAUUACCCCCGGUAACUGAGAUAACAGCCACGGAACACCCACCAAGGACAGUUGGUGAUAAAAAAUAUGCAUGUUCCUUUUGCAACAAAUCUUUCACAAGGAUAUUUAGUUUAAGGUAUCACAUGGCCAAGCAUAGUGGUUUUCAGAAAUAUUUGUGCCCUAAAUGUGGCAAAAAGUUCUACACAAAUAAUGGAUUGAAUCAACAUCUUAUUUCCCAUAAAGAUUCUCAAUUUAAAUGUGGAUUUUGUAACAAAACUUACAAAACUAGACAAUCAUUGAAAGAGCAUUUCAGAUUAGCACAUUCAAACAACCGCUAUUCAUAUAUAUGUGUAACAUGUGGAAAACAAUUCACAGUUAAAUCCUCACUUAUGAAACACACAAAAAUUCAUACUGGCCAAAAACAAUUUUCAUGCCCACUAUGUCCCAAAACCUAUACCAGGGCUUCCUAUUUGAGAAGUCAUAGUCUUAUUCAUACUGGUGAGCUGAAACCUAAACCUUUUCAGUGCACUUACAAUGAGUGUAACAGAAGUUUUUCUAGUAAACAUUCACUAUUAGUACACUUUGCCUAUGCUCAUUCUAGUGAAAGACCACACAAAUGUGAUAUUUGUUCUAAAGGAUUUGCUACUACAUCAGGCUUGAGAGUCCAUAAAGAAUCACACACAGGAAGUAAAGAAGUGACAUGUAAGAUAUGUCGAAAAAAGAUUUCAAACCGAAGGGUUUUACAAAAACACAUGAGAAUUCAUCAAGAAAGUCAGUAA
Messenger RNA from Pieris macdunnoughi, 1200 nucleotides. The record is from the annotation of a GenBank genome assembly. Lineage: Eukaryota; Metazoa; Arthropoda; Insecta; Lepidoptera; Pieridae.